Molecule: messenger RNA, 5674 nt
Organism: Panicum hallii
Lineage: Eukaryota; Viridiplantae; Streptophyta; Magnoliopsida; Poales; Poaceae
Product: preprotein translocase subunit SECY, chloroplastic
Exons: 10
Coding region: 57-1724 (555 amino acids)
Biological process (GO): SRP-dependent cotranslational protein targeting to membrane, translocation
Cellular component (GO): chloroplast thylakoid membrane
Molecular function (GO): transmembrane protein transporter activity; signal sequence receptor activity
Source: RefSeq, a predicted model, not a curated record
CACUCAUCAUCCGCUGCUUGGCUGCUUCCCCCUCCCCACCCCGGCGCCGCGCCACCAUGGCCACCGCCACGGCGACCCCGCCGCAAUGCUGGCAAGGGCUCCCUGCUUCCGCGCGCGCCCGCCCGCCUCUCUCCUCCCACCUCCGCGUUCACCCCCUCGCCGCUCCCUUCCGUCUCCCGAGGUCCCGCACCGCCAGCAGCGGAAGAGGAAGCCGAGCCGCCCUGGCCUGCUCCCCGAGGUGCACGCUGGAGACGGCCGGCCCCGCUGGCUUCGACCCUCUGGGGCUCUACAAGGAGGGCCCGUCGGGGUCGGAUUUCUCUUCGCGGUCGCCCCUGUCGACCUUCUUCGGUAUCCUGGCGCCGGUGUUUGGGAGCUCCAGCGGGGGUGGCGCCAGGAGGGAGAAGGCGUCCUAUGGCCGAGGAGCAGCAGCUGCAAUCGAGGAUAGCUCCAUUGACAUUGGUGACUUCUUCAAGGGCCCUCUACCUGGCAAGUUCCUGAAGCUCCUUGGUUUCUUGGCCUUGUCUCGACUUGGUGUGUAUAUACCCUUGGGUGGGGUGAACCGAGAAGCUUUUGCUGGGAACCUUGACCAGAACAGCCUGCUGGGCACUUUAGAUUCUUUCUCUGGUGGUGGUAUCGGUCGUCUUGGAAUAUGCUCCCUUGGCAUUGUACCAUUCAUUAACGCACAGAUUGUGUUUCAACUCCUUGCACAACUGUACCCAAAAUUGCAAGACCUUCAGCGGAAAGAAGGGGAAGCAGGAAGAAAGAAGGUUCUUCAAUAUACAAGAUAUGCCUCUGUUGGUUUUGCAAUUGUCCAGGCUAUUGGACAAGUCCUUUAUCUCCGUCCUUAUGUGAAUGACUUCAGCACAGAAUGGGUUCUAACCUCGGUGACAUUAUUGACACUUGGAUCAGUCUUUACUACUUUUAUUGGUGAAAGAAUAUCUGAUCUGAAACUUGGAAAUGGAACAUCUCUUCUUAUAUUUACAAGUAUUAUAUCAUAUUUGCCUGCAUCAUUUGGGAGGACAGUUGCACAGGCAUUUCAAGAUGGGAACUAUGUUGGACUUAUCACAAUCAUGUUGUCGUUCUUUUUGUUAGUCCUUGGAAUUGUCUAUGUCCAAGAAGCUGAGCGCAAAAUACCCCUGAACUAUGCUUCUAGGUACAGCAGUCGAACUGGGGGACUUCAACGAUCUGCAUAUCUACCAUUUAAGGUCAACAGUUCUGGUGUCAUGCCUAUCAUAUUUUCAACAUCUUCGCUGGCUUUGCCUGGUACUUUGGCACGGUUCACAGGCUUGGAGUUUCUUAAGAAGGCUGCCGUAGCCCUUAAUCCAGGAGGUUCUCUGUAUCUUCCAACCAAUGUAUUACUUAUAGCCUUUUUUAAUUACUAUUAUACAUUUCUCCAAUUGGAUCCUGAUGAUCUUAGUGAGCAAUUGAAGCGGCAAGGUGCUUCAAUUCCUCUUGUGAGACCAGGGAAAAGCACAGCUGCUUAUAUUAAAACAGUUCUCAGUCGUAUAUCUGUCCUGGGAUCUGCGUUUCUUGCUGUGCUAGCUGCUGGACCUUCUGUGGUUGAACAAAUAAGUCACUUGACGGCAUUCCGGGGAUUUGCUGGUACAUCAGUGCUUAUACUUGUUGGAUGUGCAACUGAUACGGCUCGGAAAGUUCAAGCAGAAAUAAUUUCCCAGAAAUAUAAGAAUAUUGAGUUCUAUGAUGUUAACCGUUUUGACCAAUAGUUGAUCUCACUGGUCGUUCUUUUCAACCUGUACUUAACUUUUCAAUUGUGUAAUUGAGUUUUGGAUUCUUAGCUAAGCAUUUUAUCAUUGUUCACUUGGAUCUUAUUUAAAUUCUACUGUGUAUAGCACUGAAAUCUAUACUUGAAAUACAGAAGCAUUCAUCUGUAUACUAACAUAGUAACAUGUCAAUAAACUCAAGCCGUAAAACUAUGGAUCAUCGUUUGUUAUUCAAAAUUCAUGUUGCUGUUGAUGUUACAUGAAUUUUGUCCUUCAGAAGAGGGAACUUAAAUUACGAUUCCCUUCCAUAUUUGUUGUGUGCCUUUAUUGCAUCAACUGAAUAAUUUGCUUAUUGGUCAAGAGUUCACUAGAAAAGGUGAUAUAGACAGGUUAAAAAAGGAUGGAAGGAUUGAACACAAACACAACUAUUUCAGUUUUGUACACAUACCUUUUUUAUUGGGAACUCAACUGUAGCAAGAAUGCUUUGUGCGCGUGCAACAAAUUUUCUCAUCUUCUCUGGAUACCUCUUCUAAAUUUCUCUCUUUUUUAAUCUUGCUGUUUUAUUACUAUGUGACUAAGUGCUGCUUCUUUUGUUCAAGAUCUAUGUUUGACUCAUGCAAAUAGAUCAAUAUGUGUUCAUUCAUCUUGCACCUAGAGUUGGUAUCACAUUCGUGUUUGCAAUAUUCAUGACACUUGACCACUGUUCAAGCAUUACGUUAACAUCAGAAACAAUAGAACCAUGAAAGAAUAUUUAUAGUUGGGAGGAUUAUGAAAAUUUAGGACUAACUACUCUCCCACUCACAUCAUUGGACUUUAUAGAUGCAGUCGAUUUACUAUUCUGAGUCGUGUCUGCAGAGAAAUCAGGUUUCUCUGGCUGCUCAAUCUUUGUUUUUUCUGAUGAAUUUAAUACAAUUUGAGGCACUUACCAUGAACCUGUUCAUGCUCAGUCCAGCUCAGUUUUUUUCAAUCUCCAGCCUGACCCAAACUAUGUUCUGGGUUUUUCAGAAUGCAUCAAGAAAAGUAUGUAAUGUUAUGUUCACAUAUCUAUGGCUCUAUGCAUAAAUCACAUGCAACUUAAUACUAAUAUUGGAAAUAGAUAUUUAAAAUGGUAAAAUUAUUACUUUUCAGCAUUUAGUUAUGCUUGGGUGGAACUUGUGUUCGAAUAGGCCUAACAAACUUACCCUCCUUUUGCUAUUAAGAACCAUCUGAGACACACUUUGCAUCACCGAUGUGCCGAUGGACCAAUGGGAAGAAUGAUUCACACCUACUGCUUAGAACCAAAAUGUGUACUGCAGGUGCUUACAAUGCAGUAUCCUGGGUUGCUUGCUACAAACUUCAAGCCAUUGACUUGGUGCAAGAGCAAGACCGAUUUCAACUUCGUGACUAUAUUCUGACUUUCUUGUUUUGGCUAGCUAUCAGCUGGCUGGUGCCAAUGAGCAUUUGAUGUUAGCAGCCCCUUGCUGCGGGAAUCUCCUGAUUGUGGGAUGAAGGAAUUAAAGAAAUCUGUCCUAUGGCUUCAGCCACCAUCUAUCUUGGACCUUUGUUGCUGUCCUUGAAUGAUUGCAAGCAAUUCGUUGAUUGCCCCACCCUUACAGAUACUGUAAGUGCAGGAGAUAAGAAAGAGGUCAUAUGCACCUAGAAUCCUAGAUGGCAUCUUGUAGUUGCUGAUCCAAUUCUGAGAAAUAUAGCACUUGGUCGACAUUUGACAAGUCAUUCCUCCUUAAAUUAAUUAAUUUUUUACACAUGAUAUACUUGUUUAUGAGCAAUGUUUUGUUGUGUCAUUAUUCAAACAUGAGAAUAAGAAACAGAUCUGGUUAUUCCUGCAAAUAUAUAAUUACUGACUAGGAAGUUACUCACAUGUUGUUCAAGAUCAAGAUGGAAGUGCUAUUGUUUUACUGGAUCAAGGACUGCUGCUAAUUGGAUCACAGAAAUGAGAACUGCAGUGCUGCAUAUCUGUCAGGAGAGUUGCUUAUUUCCUGGAGUUAUGUUACCCUUUUUCACAACCCUGGAAGGAUAAGGUAGCAUAGUUAGGAAUACAGACAACAGAAAGGAUGACAGAAUAUAUGGCUGAAGGUUUUCACCGUGCAAGAACACAAUAACUAUCUAAUCUUACUGUUUGUGUAAACAAUAAUCGCGCAUGAACAGGGUGACGGCCCUUGCAUGGCCUGGGGCAGCUCCAUUCAUGGGCCCUACCUAAUGGGCUGCACAUGACAAUGCCAUGCUAUGCUAGUUUGGGUGAUCACCGAUAGAGAAAUCAGGCUCCUCUGGCCGAUUGUUCUGUGCUUUUAAGAAGAUUGUGGCGAUCUUUGAGAAAGGAAAUUCUGCUGCUCUUGACCUAGAGCUGGAUGAGCCCUCCAUAUUCUGUCGCCUCUCUUCAGUGGCAUUAUCAUCAAUCAAUGAGAAAAAUGACUUCCACCUACUGCUCAAGCUUCUUUCUGCUGUCUUCUGUCGGCUAAUGUGCCUCCUCCAUGCAGACUGAAUGAACCUGGCUGCCCAUGUUCUCCAUUGGUGUGAGUGGAACCGGAAAAUGUGCUGCAGGUGCUUGGAAUGCAUCAUCCUGAAUGUGCUGGCCACAAACUUCAGUGUCAUCUGCUUGCAGUGAGAAUGCCUCAAACUCAAUGAUUGUUCUGACUGUUCUUGUUGAUAAUGGGUAGCAAUCACCAGAGCUGGGAAGCAAUGCCCAUGUGAGCAAUUCCUCACCGCAGAAAUCACCUGGUUUUAAGAUGAUAGAGUUGAAGAAAUCUGUCCUGCCACCAUCAGUUGUGCAGCUCUCUAGCUUUCCACGAAAUACGAAUGUCAUCACCUUCACAGGUUCUCCUUUGCGGAUGAUGUAGGUGCCCUCACUACAAAGGAGAUAAUUCAUGCGCUCACAAAUAGCAUCAAGUAGUUGGUGGUCCAUUGCUGAGAAGAGUGGCACCUAAAAUGUUGAUUGAAAUAUUAUGGCUUGGUUCCUCGUUCACAUAUCAAGUAGAAUAGAUGGUUAGUAUUAUUGCUGAAUAUUUUAGCAACAACCAGAAUACCACUUACACGUUGAACAAGAUCGAGGCAUAGCCACUGUUUUAUGUCUCGACGAAGACAAAUGGUAGUUUUUUCAGGAUUGAGUCCUCUUCAUUCCGUGUUGCAAUCCACUUGUACUCCAAGAACCAACUUAUGCCUUCUGCAAAUCAUCAGAUUGGACCAAGAUUAUCAGAAACAAAGAGAUGUCGAUAUAUCUGAAGCUCAAAGAUGGCAGGAUUGCCCACACAAGGAUCUGCACAUGCGAGGAAGGUGCAUUAGUAUUCAACAAUUACGCAUACACCACUCUCUUCUGAUUGCAGUUGUGGAGUUCUCUGAAAAAGGACACGCACCUGUGGAACAGGCAGUGCUGCUGCGAGGUCGAUGAAGAAGUUCGUUCUGAUGUAUCUGUAUGCAAUUUUUUUAGGAUCUGUGACAAGCUCACCCUUGCCAAGCACUAUGGAACCUGGAUCAAUAUAUGCAGUGAAAAAUCUUGUGGAAAUGAACUACGAAGAACAUGUCGAUAAGGAGAUAUGUGAGCACGAUGGCAAAAUGGCGGUUUAUUUUCAUGCAUGGGGGGUAGGCACUCUCAAUGGUUAGCAAGAAGAAAAAUAGAGGAUCAACGCAUUGAGAAGCUACACAGGAGAUGAGGAAGGCGUGGUUCCAUACAGUACAGUGUUGCCUCCGGGGUCUAGAAUCCAGCUUUGCCAGUAUGUCCAGUGUAACUUAUACAUUGUCUCGUUUCCUGUUGUAUUAGCGGAGCCUGUGGCUGUAUUCUGUUGUUGGCCUCUUCCAUCCUUCUUGCUUGGGUUAAACCUGUGGAGAUGGAAAUUCAUAGCAGAAUCAUGUAGUACUUUUGAAGGUAUAUAGAGUACUACAUAGGAACCUGUACAUGUGAUUCCCAACUAACUGUAUUAAGUCUGCUAAACUAAUGCCUAGAAUCUAAGUUGCACUUGUUU